UGAUAUCAUGCUGCUGUGAUGGUUGGAUAUUUGGUAUAUUUCAGUGUCCUGAACCUUGAUAUCUCUCUUCUCCGCCAAAUCUCGUAAUCUGUACAUCCCAGCCAGAACGACAUCUCUCAAAAUGGUCACCGCCAAAGUCCUUAUACCUAUGUCUGAUUAUGGACACGACCCAACAGAGACCGCAAUCCCAUACACAGCUUUCAAAGAAGCCGGCUUCGAAGUCUCCUUCGCAACCGAAAAUGGCAAGACGCCCGAAUGCGACACAAAAAUGCUCAAGGGAAUAACCCAAAAGCUCCUCGGCGCAACCCAACCCGCCAUCCACGCAUACAACCAAAUGACCACCACCCCCUCAUUCCUCCACCCCCUCACCUGGUCCUCCCCAACCUUCACACUCGACCCCUACAACCUCAUCUUCCUCCCCGGCGGCCACGACAAGAGCGUCAGCCAGCUCAUCGACUCUCCUAUCAUGCACAAACUCCUAGCGGCGUACUUCCCCGCCACGGUAAAGCCAAGCAAGAAGUCUGUUGCCGCGGUGUGUCAUGGUGUCAUGGUGUUGUCGGAGACGAAACUUGUAGAUGAUGAUGGUGGGAGGAGGAGUGUGAUACAUGAGUGUAUGACUACGGCUUUGCCUGCUAGGUUCGAACAGGCUGCGUUUUGGGGGACGAGGCUGUUUUUGGGGGAUCAUCAUAAGACUUAUGGGGCGGGGAGUGAUGAUGUUGAGAUGUCGGUAUGUGGGAUAAUUCGGAGCGGGGGGGUUGGUGUUUUGAUGGCAUGGAUUUAAUAUGUGGUUAGGUCCGGAAAUGCCUAGAUGAUCCGGAUAAGCAGUAUAAGAAUAGCUUGAGAAUGAGCCCGUUUGUGGUUGAGGACCAGAAGUACAAUUACAUCAGCGCCAGAUUUCCGCCUGAGGCGCAAUUGCUUGCUGAGAAGACAGUUGCUUUAGUUCGGAGCACAUUGUCGUGACUCGUGAGCCAUAGCAUGAGCAGUCAUCCCAGUCGGACUUGUUACCAUCAGGAGGAAUCAGCUAGCUAUGGGACGUCGUCGAAAGUCUUUCACGUCCUGACAAGGUGUGAAGUAGAUAUUCGCAGUCAUUUCGUCAUUGGACAACAAAUCAUUGUCCUCCGAGAAGUAAAGAACUGCUCUCCAAGCAUGGUAAAGCCGCUGAUGCAAGAAAUGAAAUCAUGAGCUCUUCGUAACUGUCAUCCAGCUGUGGAGUCAAUUUGUUCUUUAGUGCAUAUUAAGUCGUGGAUUACUCAACGAUUCAACAUGCUCAUGUCAAAGAAUCGGGCGACCUACACGGCUUCCGUGCCUUCAAUACUAGAUCUCAGAGUCACUCAACCGGUUCUGUUGAAUCUGACAUGUCUUUGGCUGCGAAGAGUUGAAGAGGGACCAUGCAGCGACGUUCUUUCCAUCUGGGAGGGGUGAAAGUCGGCGCAACUGUUUCAUCAUCUGCUAGCUGCCUUCAAAGCCGUGCAAGGUCAAUGAAGCAUUCAACGGCCAAUCUGGAAAAGGUAAUAUACACAAGAUAGCACACGAAUUUUCGAAAACGUAGAUUACAUCAAAGAAGACCAGUCAGCC
Molecule: messenger RNA, 1575 nt
Organism: Cadophora gregata
Lineage: Eukaryota; Fungi; Ascomycota; Leotiomycetes; Helotiales; Ploettnerulaceae
Exons: 4
Coding region: 122-781 (219 amino acids)
Source: RefSeq, a predicted model, not a curated record